AUGUUCAAAUCUCUGACCCGCAAGCAGCGGCUGUCGCUGACGAUAGCCAUCUCGUUCACCUUUUUCGUUGCUGAGAUCUCUGCCGGCUUUUACACCAGAUCAUUAGCACUCGUAGCCGAUGCCUUCCAUUAUAUGAACGAUCUCAUUGGGUUCAUCGUAGCGCUCGUUGCCGUCCAAGCUACCGAGCGCGGGCAAUCCCCGCAAGGCUUCUCCUUCGGCUGGGCGCGAGCUCAGUUACUGGGUGCCUUCUUCAACGGCGUGUUCCUGCUCGCGCUCGGCGUGAGCAUAUUCCUGCAGUCUAUCGAGCGGUUCAUAUCACUUGAACACAUCAACAACCCCAUGAUUGUCUUGAUAAUCGGCUGUGUUGGCUUAACUUUGAAUAUCAUCACUGCCGCUUUCCUUCACGAACACGACCAUGACCACGGUCACGGCGGACAUGCUCACAGCCACGACGUCUCCGGUGAGCAGGCCGACGCUAUGGAACUACCGGAGGGCCACGACCACGCCGAGCACCUCCACCUCACAGCAGAGCUGAAGCCACCGGGCUACGACCUCGGAAUCAUGGGCGUCGUCAUCCACGUCCUGGGCGACGCCUUCAACAACAUCGCCGUCAUCGUCGCCGCGCUGAUCAUCUGGCUCGUCAAGUCCGACAUGCGCUUCUACGCCGACCCGGCGCUCAGCACCCUCAUCGCCAUCAUGAUCCUCGCCUCUGCCAUACCGCUCAGUCCGUCCCUGUUCCCUAUCCCCCCCCAAUUCCUCCACCUGCUCAAACGGCACUACCUAACGCGCACUUCUACAGCAAAACGCAGCGGCACCAUCCUCCUCCAAAGCGCGCCCCCGGGCGUCCGCAUCGACGACGUCAAGCACGACCUCGAAUCCAUCCCAAACAUCCACUCCAUCCACGAACUCCACAUCUGGCGCCUCGACCAGAAAAAGGCCAUCGCCUCCGCCCACGUCGUCGUCAGCGAAGACACGUCCCUCGCCGCCUUCAUGCAGAAGGCGCAGACGGUCGCCGAGUGCCUGCAUGCGUACGGUAUACACUCGGCGACGCUGCAGCCGGAGUUGGUCGUGCCGCCGCAGUCGCAGAUGGUGGUGAGCGGAGGGGGAGAGCAGGGGGUUGGAAAGGGCGGGGAGGGGGGACAAGGAGAACAGCAGGUUGUUGAGGUGGGAGCGGAGGAGGGAGAGGUGGUGGUGGGGGGAAGUUCGACGGCGGCGAGGACGGCAGGGCUGAGGCAGCGGACUAUGGCGACGCAGGGAGCGGGGUUGGCGGGGUGUCGGUUGGCGUGUGGGAAUGUUUGUGAGCCGUUGAUGUGUUGCAACUGA
Molecule: messenger RNA, 1323 nt
Organism: Lasiodiplodia theobromae
Lineage: Eukaryota; Fungi; Ascomycota; Dothideomycetes; Botryosphaeriales; Botryosphaeriaceae
Product: Cation diffusion facilitator 1 protein
Exons: 8
Coding region: 1-1323 (440 amino acids)
Biological process (GO): intracellular zinc ion homeostasis; zinc ion transmembrane transport
Cellular component (GO): membrane
Molecular function (GO): zinc ion transmembrane transporter activity
Source: RefSeq, a predicted model, not a curated record